Molecule: messenger RNA, 1104 nt
Organism: Uranotaenia lowii
Lineage: Eukaryota; Metazoa; Arthropoda; Insecta; Diptera; Culicidae
Product: ATP synthase mitochondrial F1 complex assembly factor 1
Exons: 2
Coding region: 145-1041 (298 amino acids)
Biological process (GO): mitochondrial proton-transporting ATP synthase complex assembly
Cellular component (GO): mitochondrion
Source: RefSeq, a predicted model, not a curated record
GUUUGCGUGUAGUUGAAGAAAAAGCAAGAGAGGAAAUUCUAAAGAAAAAAAUCCUUUCAUAAUCAAAAUAAUAAAAUUUAACAUCCAAGUUUUCCGAUUUCGGUAAAACAAUUUAGCUCACUCUAAAACACGGUUUAGAGUUUGAUGGCCCUCCGAUUAGGUAAGAUUAAACCUUUGCAGCAGUGGUGUCUUCGCGUGUGUGCUCUCGAAUAUCAACUUCCGGCUGCGGCUGGUUUCCGGACCUUCAAAAUGACUGCCCGGCAGCGUUCGGAAAAGGUUUUGGAACAAAUGAAGGAAUCUAAUCCGUACUUCGAAAAGUAUGCGAAAAAGAUAGCUUCUGUGCAGAAAAGUUCCCCGGAAGAGUUUCUCGCUCGUUUGGAUAGUGUCAAGAAGGAGAAAAGCAAAUCCAAGUUUGGACCCGUCGAUGAGCAAGCUCGGGAUUACUCCGGUUUGUUGAAUCCGAAGGCUCCAUUAUCUGCUGAUGGAAAACCGAUUGAAGAGAAAGCACAGAAAAAGUUGGAAGACAUUAUGAAGGUUGAACUAGUGGCGGAGAAGAGCGCUGCUGAAGUAGGUGAAAUUUGGCUGAAAUAUCACCAGGGCAAAGAAGCACUUUCUGCUGCCAUUCCGAGGGAACAAUAUGAUUUGAUGAUAGAACGGGCCCGUAAAUAUCCCAUCUUUAUACUGCCGAUUCCGAGAAGUCAGGGUUACGAAUUUAUGCUUCUGCAGUUUUUCGCCAAUACGGUUCAUUUUACACCACUUAUCAACUAUCAGGUCCACAAAGAGAAUGCACCCGAGUGUUUGAACCUUACGCUUUAUACGGAGCUGCGUGGAAGUCAUGGCCUGGUGCUGAUGCGGGGUGAAUACGAUUCUAAGGUAUUGAACGCACAGGAAGCGCAGUGUUUGGCCAACCAGCUGCAAAUGUACUACAGCCAGCAGAACAAGACCAAACUGGCCCUGCUGGAAAAGUUCACCUGUAGCCCAGACCAGUUCAAGCACAUGGACGUGAUCGAAGAGUUGAACAACUUGAAGAUCGGAGGUUAAAUUUUUGGGAUGCAUACAGUUCUAUAAGGACUGGAGUGUCAUAAAUGAAAUUAGCAAUAUUAA